CUUCUUCUUCUUCUUCUUCUUCUUCUUCUUCCUCGUCUUGGUCGUCGUCGUCUUCUUUCUCCUCCUCUUCUCUGCUUUGCGUUGGGUGUGGCCAGAUUCUCGUCCUCCUUGGACUGCAUCCUUUCCUGCCGUGUUCCCAGUCGGCAAGGCUUUAUCUCGUCUCCUUCACGUUGGUUGGUGCUUGCAAUUCCUCCGUCUGGAACUGAGCCCUCCACCUCUCCUCGUGCCGCCGCGCUGCAGACAACGCCCUCCACGCCUUCCUUCCGCACGUCGAUUGUGCCUUUUGUGCAACGGGGCCUCUGCCGGCACUCCUGUCGUGAAGUGACGGCCGCCUGCAGCGUCGUGAUUGCUCCCGUCGUCCCCCCCCCUGGCCCGUUCGUGCGAGCGAUUCGCCGCCAAAUUUCCAAGCCUUGACCGUCGCAAUACCAGCUCGCGCAGGCCCGCCUGCUCCAAUCUCUUCCCCUCCCCGAGGUCGACGACACACCGGUCGUCGCUAGCAGAUCUGGCGACAACAGCUCCGCUAAGGUAGCAGCAAUUGCUGCGAGUGCAGAGCAGCUUUGCUGCCUCACUCAUCCUACCCCCCGCCAUCCAUGGCUAAGGAGCCCCAGAGUCGGCUCGCCAGCGCAUGCACGCUGAUCAGAAACCUUUUGCUGGCUGGCUUCUUGUACAGCGCAAUCUUUGGAGUCAUAUCGCUGGCGAGGAAACCGGGAACCGUCAAGGGGAAGCUUGGCAUCCCUGCCUUCCUGGAAAAAUCAGGCCCUGCAGACAUCAUCAAGACCACAAGCAAAGGGGUAAAGGUCAAGUUCGCCGCGUCGAGCUCCCUCGUCACCAUCAAUCCACAUGCAAAUGUGUUCAACCGGCCAAAGAGCGCCGUUGUCCCUAGGGACGACUACCUGGGCCCACGUCCCCACGUCGACACGGAAGCGGAUCUGCAGAUGUUGGUAGAGGAGUGCAGAGGGACGUACGAGGGCUUGGAGCGGAUGCGAAACGUGUUUGACUGUUUGCGGUUUUUGGAUCAAGGGCAGGACAAGUACCACUAUCUCCCGGCAGAGAAGGAUCGUGCCAGCAAUCAAAGUCCCCGCGAUGCCGAAUACAACGACGCGGACGGUCAUGGCAAUACCAAGGCGGUGUACGUGGAUGUCGCAUCGGCCAAGAACGCCACGAAGACGUCGAGAGGGGAAUGUCCCGGCCCGAUCAUCCCUUACCACACCUACUGGACCGGCCCGGCCACUUGGAGACUGGAGAUUUUCGUCAAGAGCUAUCUGUACACGCAAAACCUUCCCUGCUCAAGGCUUUACAUCUGGAUCGACGAGGACAGAAAGCCCGACGGCGUCGAAAAGAUGUUGACAAAGGACCCGCUCUUCGCCCGCUUCCUGCCAUUCAUCGAUCGUGGCGAUAUCGUGCUCAAGUCCUGGAAGUUCCCCAAUCGUAUUCCGCUCCCGAAGACGGAGGACAACACCGACGGUAACGGGUAUUACAAGAAUCGAGGAAAGCCAAACUUGCAAGGCGAAGUCGUCGUCGCCGACGGCAUCGUGGAGGACUCCUCCGGCCAGCACUGGCUUGCCCUCACCCCCAAGCAGAUGACGUUCCUACCACAGGCAGUAUCCGACGCUGUUCGCUUCGUCGUCUUGCAUCUGUACGGUGGCGCGUACUUCGACAUGGACGUUCUGAUGCUGCGAGACAUGCGCCCGCUUCUUCUCCCAAAGCACCAUAGCUUUGCUGAGCGAUGGGCUGCCCAUCCGCACCCGGGCGAUUACAACACUGCCAUCCUCUCCCUGACCGCCAACUCCAGCCUGUCCUCCUAUCUGCUGCGGGGCGGUGUUCGUAUGGGCCUCAACUUUCAUCCUCGCGUGAUCGGUCGUAUGGCCUGGAAGGACGGACGAGACAAGGAGUUACUGAUGCUUGAGACUGCGGCCUUUGACCCGAUUUGGACCGAGUUUAAUUGGGAUCGUGAAGGACGCUGCACAGUUCCUUGCCUGAAGGACUACUCCGCCGUAUUCAAAGGUGGAGCAUCUGCGCUAAAGGACGAAUGGGAAAGCUACGACGGUGCUCAGUUACCCUUUGCGGACCAGACGGCGCCAAAAAGCACCGCUUCAACCGAGACAUCACCUGUGGACGAGCAGCGAAAGCUCAGCAGACGAGAACAAGAUCCUAGCGACCCUCACGCGCCCGUCAGUUCGCCAGAACCAGAAUCGACAGACAGCUUCCAUGCUACGAGCGCUGAGGAGGCGGAGCUGCGCAAUGCUGGUGUGAUUGCAGAGUAUCGCCUCGAUCAGGAUAAGUACCCGCCGAACAACCGCACGCUUGAGAACUUCUUCCGUGGUGCUUGGACUUAUCACAUUCACAAUCAGUGGUUAAGACAUCCCGAACCUUCUUCCUGGCUCUCUGUAAUUGAGCACGCGCACGAUGGUUUCUUCGCUGGCACUCGCCCCAACAUGUACGGUGAAUUCUGGAACGGUCCCUCGCUCAUGCCUUACAACCAUUGGCCUGAGUAUGUUUAGCUCAAACGAUGUUAAGCCACUGUUCUUUGCUUUUCUUGUUGCUUUGCUUGAACGUCCAGCUUUACUUUUAUCGAAGCAGGAGCAGCGCCGACGUUUUUAUUUUUCCAUCUACGAAUACUCUUGUAUCGCAUAAUGGGACGGCGUUUUAAAUGCGGCACGUUCGUGCGUGAGCGGUCGAGAUUACGGCCUCAAUAUCAGUCGUUGCUAGGGAUUUUCGAUGUGUUGCCACCUUUCCUAUGCCUCAUCUGGUGGUCCGGAGUGGGCCAUUUCUGGGUUUUCUUCCCCCUUUUUGUGUAAAUAUAUUCUCUCACCUUUCAUGAGGAGCUCAUGAAGACUAGGGUCAAGUCCACUAACUUGAGGCAACCUAGUUUAGAUACAACAAACUAGAAAGAAGUUCAUCGCGCGUUAUCAUUAACAUUAUUAUUAUUAUUGUUGUUGUUCUUGUU
This is a messenger RNA of Verruconis gallopava, 2947 nucleotides long. RefSeq lists its product as uncharacterized. The record is from RefSeq and is a predicted model, not a curated record. The transcript has 2 exons. The coding region runs from base 591 to 2501 and encodes 636 amino acids. Lineage: Eukaryota; Fungi; Ascomycota; Dothideomycetes; Venturiales; Sympoventuriaceae.